CUGGGCAUGCGCAGAUCGGGCGGGAGGAGAGUCCCGCACGCGCAGAGGCCGCGUCACCCGCUGCUGGUGCCUGGGGCCAGGACCGGGCGGAGCAGGAGAGUUUGUGCCACUCAUCCCAUCCUCCCAUGGGAGAGGGAAGAGAAAUGAGUGCAGGGAAGCCUGUUAAGGGGCCGGUGACCUUCGAGGAGGUGUCUGUGUAUUUCACCAGGGAAGAGUGGGCUCUGCUGGACCCCACUCAGAGAGCCCUCUACAGGGAUGUCAUGCAGGAGAACUAUGAGAAUGUGACCUCAUUGGCAAGGUUUCCUGUUACCCAGCCUGAUGUGAUCUCCCAGCUGGAACAAGGGGAAGAGCCAUGGGUCCCAGACUUCCAUGGCUCUGAGGAAAGAGAGAUUUAA
Molecule: messenger RNA, 395 nt
Organism: Gopherus flavomarginatus (Mexican gopher tortoise)
Lineage: Eukaryota; Metazoa; Chordata; Testudines; Testudinidae
Product: zinc finger protein 2-like
Exons: 5
Coding region: 126-395 (89 amino acids)
Biological process (GO): regulation of DNA-templated transcription
Source: RefSeq, a predicted model, not a curated record